AGCCUGCACUUCACCCUUACACCGGCUGAUCCCAGAUCCAACACUCCCAUGGCCAUCACGGCCACCUGCGCUUCGCUGAUGCUGGAGGCCACCCAAGACCGGAGCUAGAGACGGAGCCCAGGUGCAACCUCUGUCCCUGCAGGGCGCGGAGCCAUGAAGCUGAACGAGCGGAGCCUGGCGUUUUAUGCCACCUGCGACUCCCCGGCCGACAACUCCGGCUUCCUCUACAAGCGAGGUGAGCGGCACACGGCAUAUCACCGCCGCUGGUUCGUGCUGAAGGGCAACAUGCUCUUCUACUUUGAGGAGCGGGAGAGCAGGGAGCCGGUGGGCGUCAUCGUGCUGGAGGGUUGCACCGUGGAGCUCUGUGAUUCAGCCGAGGCGUUUGCCUUUGCCAUCCGUUUUGGUGGUGCCAAAUCUCGCACCUAUGUGCUGGCAGCCGAGAGCCAGGCUGCCAUGGAGUCGUGGGUGAAGUCGCUCUCGCGGGCCAGCUUUGACUACAUGCGGCUGGUGGUGCGGGAGCUGGAGAAGCAGCUGGAGGAGAUGCGCUUGGGGACAGCCGGUGGAUGCCAGCAGUCACCUGGCUCCUGGAAGCAAAAGCCCUCGGGGCUGGAGCAGUUCCCGGAGCGGCUGCCAGCUCUGCCCACUGUCCUGCCAAAGGAGAAUGGCUGCGCGGUGUGGAACAAUGCACCGGGAGCGGAUCAGUCACCCAACACCUGCUAUGGUGGGCACAACAGCCAGGGGAGCCCACGGCCACUGCCACUGCCACCACGCAGGCGAGCAUCAAGCAGCGAGGCAGGAAGCGCAGGGGCAGCUGUGGCAGAGACCCCAUCCACCUUCUGCUGGCUCCACGAGCGCUAUGGCCGGGAGGUGACCCAGCUGCGGCAGGAGUGGCUGGAAAGGCGACGUGGCCCCCGGCUCUGAGAGGUGGCCGAGCUCUGGGGACUACACCAGCCUGUAUCAUCAGGACCUGUGACGGAGAGGAGGAGAUUGUCCUUGGUGCCACCUCGGUCUCCUUCUCACCCUGGGAUGUGCAGCCCUGUCUGCAGUGGUGAUGGACACCUGCUGAUGGUGCCACCCAUGGCCCAGAGCCAAGGGACACCAGUGCUGCUCCGUGAUGGCAAAGCACCAGCCCGGCACCGAUGGCAGCUGGAAUCAGUGUGCCACCAGCCAGGCAUGAAAUUCCUGGGCUCUCAGGGCUGCCAUGGUCUUGGGCAUCUUGUGCCAGGCAGUGGGUGCUCCCUGCAGGGCCAUGCCCGGCUGUGGGUGCAGGGUGCAAGCAAGCUACGGAUCCCUUCCUGGCUGGUCCCUCCUGGGAAUCAACCACUGCAACUUGUGGGGCCUCUUGAUGCUCUUGCAGCAGGAUGACACACUGACAAUGCUUUUGGAGGAGGAUUUUGACGGGAUCUCACCCUCCUGAGCUCCUGUGUGGGUGUUUCGCAGCAGGGAGCCUGCUACCAACCUUCCCCUCCCUGCCCAGCACAAACAACUGCUUGAGGUCAGCCAAGUACUGCCAGAUCCCUCUGCUCCAGCAGGAUGUGGUUUGAAAAUGAAAAUAUCAGCGAGCGCAGCCCUUCCUUAAUGGCAACAGCACCAGCUGCACGAGGAGCGUGGUGACGCCCAGCCACGGGCAUCUUGCACAGGGCAAUUGCUGCUUGCAGCCUGGCCGGGGAACCCACCAUGGGGACAACCCAGAGGGGACCGUGGCAGCUGUGGCACCACCUUGCUGGGUGGAUAUUUUGGGCCAGAGCUUCAUCCCUGGUCAGCUCGCAAAGGGGAAGCAUCACUCGCUGCGGAGAAUGGGAACAUAUGUGCCAGUGACAGAGUGUGCCGAAUGAUUCAUGUGCCAAACCAGAGCGAAGCUGGUGUCUCAUGCCAGUGUUUUAUUUCCCCAAUGGUUUAUAUUGACACUAAAGCUGCUGGUUUGGAGGUGGAGUGACCCACCCCGGGGCUGGGGGGAGCAGUUGGGUGCCAUGGGUUUGGCCCAGGUGGCUCCUUCUCCCUUGGCCUUCUUUGA
Molecule: messenger RNA, 2014 nt
Organism: Cuculus canorus (common cuckoo)
Lineage: Eukaryota; Metazoa; Chordata; Aves; Cuculiformes; Cuculidae
Gene: PHETA1
Product: PH domain containing endocytic trafficking adaptor 1
Exons: 2
Coding region: 154-921 (255 amino acids)
Biological process (GO): receptor recycling; retrograde transport, endosome to Golgi; endosome organization
Cellular component (GO): early endosome; trans-Golgi network; recycling endosome
Source: RefSeq, a predicted model, not a curated record